AAUCACUUGGAAUUUGUUACAUUUUUUUUUGUCAACAACCCAAAUGUCCCAAAUUUAGUCUUUUCUCAUAAUAAAAUUGUAACAGCCUUUUUAUACUUCAAUCACAUUUUAACUACAUAUAAUCCUGAUUGGUUUUUGUUUUAAUCAACGUAACAAAAAGGUAUUAUAAGGCAUUACAGACUGCUGUUCAUAAUCAAACAUAUAAACAUCAAAACUAUCUUUGAACAGUUGCAAAAAGAUUUAGAUUAUGCUAUUGUUGAAUCAUCGAAGAAGAUUCAAGCACAUAGAAGUUCAGACUCAAUUCCUGGGACAUCUAGUGGUAUCUUUAAGAUGACUCCAGUAGCACGGGCAAUAACAACCAAAAGACUAUGUGAUGCAGAGCAGCACCACUCAGAUUUAAAAAGACCAAAAAGAAUGUCAAUUAAAAACUCUGACUUGAGAUUUAGAUGCAGUUUUUGCUCUGCGAGAUUCCCUUCUCUUACAAUUGUCCGAGACCAUACCAGAGCAUGCCAUAGUGACGAAAAUGAAUGGAGGAGAGAAGAAAAAUUAAUCCGCAAUACUAAACUUACAUCUGUAGUAUGUAAUGGUACAACGGGAUCAAAGUUAAACCAAAACCUAGAAGGGAAAUCAACAUUUCUGUUUAGAUGCAACGCUUGCAAAUUCGCUAGUGUAUCUUAUAACCACAUGAUUGAACAUUGCCAAUAUCAUGUUGUCUCAUCUGAAAAUCUGGAGGUUUUUGUCUCUAGAAACUCAACAAGGAAAUGCGUAAUAUCGAAUGUUGAAUUUGAUGUUGAUUUUGACACAUACAAUGAAUGUAAAUACGGUCCGGAUUACUCUUAUACACUAAUAUAUUGCGAUUAUAAACUUUUGAAACAGGACAAGUGGCCAGGCAUUGUGGAUAACUUACCAAAGCCAGAGAUAGACAUGAUAAACUGUAAUAGUAUAUAUUAUUUCACACGGAUUGUUCACUUGACAUCUCGGAAAGAGGCUUCAUCUGCCCCAUUUAUGGUCUUCCAAUGUGAGAAAUGUUUGAAACAUAUUGAUCCACAUUCCGUAUUGGCACAUGUUGUAGAAAACUCGUGCAAUAAAGAGCUUGCUGAAUUCCCUUGUUAUGAGUGCAAGAGACCAUUUCUUAACGAGAAUAGCAUGUAUCUACAUUAUAAGAUGCAUCAAGCUGCAGUCAGCUCUAAUAUGAAGUUCAGGACAGUUUUUUUCAAUCAUAAAGACGAUGAUUUCUUUAAUGCACUUUUACUAAAAGCAGCUGGGGUUAUCAUGCAAAAUGUAUCAAGUAGAAAAAGAAAUGCACAAGCAAAACUAUUAUCUGAUGAUGCAAUUCAAAUAAAAAUUUGCCCUGCCGCAAACAUCCUAAAAGCUAUUGAACAUGGCCCGAGAAAUGGACCAAGUGGAUCAAACCUUCCACAAUCAAGAGUAUCUGAUGUAGCAAAGACACAAAUCCAAGUAAAAACCAGCCCGCAAGCUAAAAAUGUUCAAAAAGUUAUCUCACAAAAUGUACCAAAUUGGUCAAAAUUACCACAACCAAGACCAUCAUCUGAUAUAACAAAGACAGAAAUUCAAGAGACUAACAGUACCCCAGUAAAGGAUGUACGGAAAACUACUGAGCUUACCCCGCAUGCACCAAGCGGAUCACAACUACAGCGCUUACUAACAUCAGGUACUGCAAAGGAACCAAUUCAACUGAAAAUUGUCCUUGAAAGACAUGAUGCUAGAUCACUCAUUAUUCCAGGAACAACAACUGUUGCUCAAAACAAAACUGUGUCAUCUGAAAUCACCAGUAAUAUUGCAAAAAACACGGAUAAAGCAACUACAGUUUAUAAAUGUCAAUGUGAAUUAUCCUUUCACGAAUUGGAAUUUCUAUUCAGACAUCUCGGAAAAUGCCCUUCAGAUAAGUCAGCUAGAAUUUCUUGUAUUUGUGGAUUAGUUUUUGAUGAACAACAAUAUCAACUCCAUUAUGGUAUACAUAGCCAAGGUUUAACGAUACUGAAUGUUAAACGAAUUACUAUGUGUGAUGAGAAAAUAAUAGGCCCAAAUAACAAAAUAAAUGAAAAAGAAAAGAGAGAAUUAGACUACGAUCAACUUUGUAAAAAAGCAAUUUCGGAUCUUAUAGAUACAAUACAAAAUAUAAGUUUGCCGCAUAUUAGAGAGAUCAGAACGGAAGUAAAGGAAAAAAUAAUUGAUGCUGAAACACGGUCUGUUGGUUCAGGGGAUGAUUUAAUUACAGUAGCUUUUAAAUCUCAAGGAACAAUGACUGAAAGGGAAACACUAACUACUGUUGGGACAGACACCGAUGAUUUAAAUAUAUCAGUGUUAAAAUCUCAAGGAACAAUGACUAUGAUAGGAGUACAAACUGUUCAUGAAGUAAAUAAUGAACUUUGUAAUAGAAAACAAGUUAUUGAUACUAAGUCAGCGUGUUCAGGGACAGAUAAUUCAAAUAAAUCAGUCAUGAUAUCUCAAGGAACAAUCACUAGGACAGGGGCACAAACUAUUCUUGUAGUAAAUAAAGAAUUGGGUAAUACAAAACAAGCUGGUGAUACAAAGUCAGUUGAUUCAUUAUCAGAUGAUUUGAAUAUAUCAGUUAUGAAAUCUCAAGGUAAAAUUGCUGUUAUUGUACCAGAAAUACAAACUGCUUAUGAGGUAAAUAAAGACAAAAGUAAUAUUAAAGAAGAUGGUAAAACAAUGUUAGUCCGUUCAGGAGCAGGUGAUAUAAAUACAUCACUUUUAAAGUCUCAAACUAUGAUGACUAACACAGAGGCACAACAUAAAAUAUCAAAAAUAUCAAGCAGUUGUUUUAAACUAGAUCUUUCAUAUGCAAGAAAAGAAAAAGAUGAUAGAUUAGUAGAUAACGUGAACAAUAAAUAUAAGAAACCAAAUGAAAAUUUCAAUUGUGGUGCAGAUAAAAAAGACAAGUAUCUCUCCAUGCUCAAAACUAUAAUAGAGGCAAAGAUGAAAGAAAAUGUUACCGACAAAACCACAGCUUAUCAUAGUACUGAAUCCACUAAAAUUAUAUGUAAGAAAAAUAAAAAUAUUAGUGAGACAAAACAUGAAGAUCACAUGAGGGAUCAAACACAAAAAUCGCUCAACAUGAAUCAAGGGAAUGACGCGCUAGAAACACCGACUGAAAAAAACGAGGAAUAUGAGAAAAACAUAGAAACAAUAGAAUUUGAAAAAAAUAAAGAUGUGAUUGAAACUGAACAAGGUAGUACUAGUAAAAUUUACACUGAAGAUGAACUGCUGAAUGGGCCUGAAAAUCCUGAUAUGCCUAUUUACUUUGAUGCUGAUGAAUCACUUAUGACUGAUGAUGAAGGUCCGAUACUACUUUAUGAAGAAGACGAUAUUGAAGACUGAAAAAACGAAGCAUAUACAUACAAUUAUACAGGUAAAAUACUACUACGCUUAUUUAAAAAAAAAAUUCACGCUUUGGGCAAGACAUUAAUUCAAAUUAAAGCUUAAUGAGUGAUCCCAAGCUGAUGAUAUUAAUGAAAAGUAUAGGUAUAUAAUUAAAUUAAUAUAAUAUUAAACAAUAAUUGUAUCAUGUCAAUCAAAUGUCAUCAAGCAAAUAAUAAUAUCAAUCAUAUGAAUCAAUCAAUCAAAUAAUAUCAAUCAAGCAAAUAAAAUGUAAAUAAAAAUA
Molecule: messenger RNA, 3646 nt
Organism: Cydia strobilella
Lineage: Eukaryota; Metazoa; Arthropoda; Insecta; Lepidoptera; Tortricidae
Exons: 3
Coding region: 331-3363 (1010 amino acids)
Biological process (GO): regulation of transcription by RNA polymerase II
Cellular component (GO): nucleus
Molecular function (GO): RNA polymerase II transcription regulatory region sequence-specific DNA binding; DNA-binding transcription factor activity, RNA polymerase II-specific
Source: RefSeq, a predicted model, not a curated record